Fulvia fulva is the source of this 2430-nucleotide messenger RNA. RefSeq names its product Vacuolar import and degradation protein 27. The coding region runs from base 1 to 2430 and encodes 809 amino acids. Gene Ontology annotation, cellular component: cytoplasm; nucleus. The transcript has a single exon. The record is from RefSeq and is a predicted model, not a curated record. Lineage: Eukaryota; Fungi; Ascomycota; Dothideomycetes; Mycosphaerellales; Mycosphaerellaceae.
AUGUUCGCACUCAAGUCGCUCUCGUCGUACCUCUUCAGCAACUCUAGCAAGGAGAACAUCGCCGAACUCAACCAGGGCUGUCUCUACAUCGUCCGACCACAAUCACCAAAAGGCUACAGCGAGCUCAUCUUCAAGGACGCGGCCGCAUACAUCCGUAAGACUGGCCAGGACUUCCAGUAUCAGCUCGUGAUCCAGCGCGCAUACGAGGAGGGAGAGGCGGAGCUCUUGGACGAAGAGGGCGGAGAGGAAGGUGCGAUCGACACACUUGGCGACAAGGACGAGAAGGUCUUUCUACUCGACGAGGAGCUGCACUUUCGUGUGCUACUGCGACAGGACGGAGAGAUUGUGCUAGCCUGGAACGACUUCUCCGGCGACGACGGCGAUCUGUUCGAGUUCGUUUGCGACCCCUCCACGAAACCAGAGACUGCAACCACCUUCGAGCUUGUAGCCGUACAGUGCCAGUACGAGCGCAAGUACAAGAAGAGCCGGCAACACGCGACAGAGAAGCAACUCGAGGAGUUUCAGUUCGACGACGAGCCAGUCCCCGCUGCGAGCCCAGUUGCCAGUCCUACCUCGCGCUCCCCGACCGUCUCACCUAUUGCCCAAUCUCUGAACGACCUGCGCACGAUCGAAGACUCUCCGAUGGCUCGCGACUCCACCAAGAAGGCGCUCGCGCCUCAGAGCAGAGCCGUCGAGCAGACACCUACCAAAGCCCCAGCACCCCGCGAAGCACCCAAGAGCAGGGAAGUGCUGGUCAACCAAGAGGCUGAGCUGCAUUUGUUCGACUUUCAGUCAGGCACAUUCUUGCUCCAAGAUCCAGAUGUCCAGGCUAUCGUCACCGAGACGGGCAACUGGACGUAUUGGCUGCAGAUCACUGGCGACAAGAAGCAGUGGCUUGGCCAGGAGGUAGUGCCAGACAUCAAUCCCGUCUUCAACUUCGAGUACUUGAGCUUCAUCUUCAAUCACUACACCGAGGAUGGCUCGGCGUACUCAUGGCUGCUAAAGUUCAAGGAUCGAGAGACUGAAGAGGGGUUCCAGGAAGGUUUGAUGCAAGCACUUUGGGAGCAUUUGAACCAGACAAAGUGGGGCAAGGCAGUUAAGGAUGCCGAGCGAGACUACGUUCUGGAUGCUUUCAACGAUCUGGUGCUUGAAGAUACCAAGGACGACGAGCGUGAGCGUGAGGCCGCAGAAGAGGACGAAGAAGAGGACGAGUUCGAGGAUGCCGUCGAUCGACCAGAGACACCCGACUACGACGAAGAUGAGGACGAGGAUGAGGCGGAAGGUCUGGACAAGGACGGAAACGUGAACAGCCAGCUGGCAGUCGGCGCGAAGAUUGAUAGAUCGUUUGUGGUGCGCGGUAACAAGAUUGGAGUGUUCAGGCACAACGACGACAACAAGUUGGAGUUCAGCACCGCCAUCAACAACGUCGCAACACCAAAGGGCAAGUCAUUCUCGCCAAAGAAGGUCAUGCUGCACAUGUCAGACCGCAAUAUGGUCCUCCAGAAUGAGAGCGACCCCAACAGCCUCUAUCGCAUGGAUCUCGAGACUGGCAAGGUCGUCGACGAAUGGAAGGUGCACGAUGAUAUUACGAUCAACACCUUCGCGCCGGAGAACAAGUUCGCUCAGACCACAGACGAACAGACCUUCCUGGGUCUAUCGAAGAAUGCUCUGUACCGCGUCGACCCACGUCUCAGCGGAAACAAGCUAGUCGACAGCGAACUGAAGCAGUACGUCAGCAAGAACGAGUUCUCCGCCGCAGCCACCACAGAGAAGGGAUACAUUGCCGUCGCCUCCAACAAGGGUGACAUUCGCAUGUUCGACCGCCUCGGAAUCAACGCAAAGACUGCAUUGCCGGCGCUCGGUGACCCGAUUAUUGGCAUGGACGUCAGCGCAGACGGUCGCUGGGUGCUUGCCACUACCAAGAACUACCUUCUCCUCAUCGACGCGCUGCAGCACGAAGGCAAGAACGAAGGCAAACUUGGCUUCGAGAAGGCGUUUGCGAAAGAUAGCAAGCCCCAGCCUCGCCGCCUUGUUCUCACACCUUCGCAUGUUGCGCAAUUCCAGCAUGAGACCAAAGCGCCAAUCUCCUUCACUUCGGCUCGUUUCAACACUGGUGAGGGCAAAGACGAAACCACCAUCAUCACCGCUACCGGACCAUUUAUCGUCACGUGGUCACUGAAGAAGAUUCUACAAGGAAGGAAGGACCCAUACAGCAUUAAGCGUUAUGCAGAGGAAGUGAAGGCCGACAACUUCCGUUUUGGGUCUGAUAAGAACAUCGUGGUUGCCCUCCCAAAUGAGGUGGAUUCAGUGAGGAGGGCACAGCUACAGCGCCCAACACGUGACUCCAUUAUGGCGCCUCCUGCAACACCUCACCGCAAAGGCCGCGGGAGCUAUCUCAGCAGGAACGAGAUCGUCAACUCACCUUACUGA